AGCUUCUCGACUCAAGACCGGAAAACCCGCCGGUCGAAUGCUUUCACUUCUGCAACUAGUUUUUCACGCAGAGCUAUGGCUUGGCUUCGCAGAAGUUUGCUCCACAGAUUGUGACACCAACUUGCUGCAGGUGGGUUUGAAUUUGGACGCCCGGUCCCCACUGGAAUCGGCGACCGAUGCUGACACGGCGCGAACUCGAACCCGCGCAGCGGCCUCUCUGAAGAGGGGAGAGGCGAAAAGCCAGGACUGCCCGCCCAGCUUUCCGGGCUGCACGGGGCAGCUCUUGGACGUCUGCUCCGUCAGCAGCACGAGCUUCCUCAGGCUCGGCCACUCCUCUGGCGAGUUGAUGCUGGACGUCACCAAUGCCCUGACGCCCCGCACCAGAGUUCAGGUGCUGGUUAUGGCGAUGUUCAAGACGGGGGGGUACGCGGAUGACUUGGGCUACGUGGCCGAACGCGCCAGCCCCGCGGAAAACACCCAGUCCCUGCUCUUGGAGCUCGAGGUGUCCUCGGACGGCACAACCGUGGAUGUGUACAAACCCAUCAUGGACAUUCGGACCUCGGAUCCACAGUCGCUCUACGCGGUGGAGCGCGGCCUUGGGAACACCUUACAAGAGUCGCUGCCGCGGUUUAACUGCGUGGACAAUGAGAGCCGCAUCAUUGUGGAAGCACAAAGAUUGCUGGGAAGCGGCUUCUUCGUGGUGAACACAGCCCAGUUGGGCCCUGAACACACGGUGGUCCACGCAAAAGAGUAUCAGAAGAACUUCGACAUCACGGCGGACUACGGGCCACAGCUGCCCUUGCUGCGGGUGGGCUACACAGUAGUGCUACUACCGGACGAGCCCAUGCAGAUCCGGAAGAACGACGACCGGCUCCUCUACUUCGAUACGCAGUUCCAUGACAUAGGGAGCCACCCGAAGCUGGCCUCCGAGACGCGGAGCCAAUCUGUGGACAAGGACCGCUCGAUGAUUUGGAGGUACAACGUUAAUCGCGACAAGACCCUCCGCUUCUACGUGGAUCCGAGCGUUCCCAAGCGCUGGCGGCCCUACUUCAGGAAGGGCAUCGAGCUCUGGAACGAUGCCUUCACGCUGAUUGAAAGGCCCAAUGCGGUCCAGGCCGUUUUGCCGGAGGAUGCCGACUGGCCCUCUGACUACGACAUCUCGGACGCGCGGUUCAGUACAGUGACCUGGGACUUGGCCUCCAGCACCUUCUCGAUGGGCAUCGCCAAGGUGGACCCUCGUAGUGGGGAGAUCAUCAAGUCGGACGUGUGCAUGGGGGACAGCUGGGUGAAAGCCUACCUACAAGACUUAGAGAUGCAGGUGGUGAAUGUGACCGCCUUCGCACGCACGGCGGUGACACGCGCCAAGAGCUCGCUGCUGAGCAAAGAUGCCUCGCGGACGCGGUCCGAUGCCAAGCAGCUUCACCAGAGCAGGACGCAGUUGCUGCGGGCAGAGCUGGCGGACCGGAAAGGUCGGUCCUUCGGCUUCGCGAGCAUCGUCGAAGAGCGCGAGCUUUCGGUGAUCGAGGAGCUGGUGGGCAGCGGCUUGACGGAGGUGGUGGCUCACGAGAUUGGGCACUGCCUGGGCCUGCGCCACAACUUCAAGGGCUCUAUGGCCAUCAGUCCAGAGUGUCUACAGGAUAUGGCCUGCACGGCUGAGAAGGGGACCUCAGCUUCAGUGAUGGAUUACAUUGCCAUGAAUCUGCCAAAAGCCGGGACACCCACUCACGUUUGGUCUCCGACGGUGGGCGCCUACGACAAGCUGGCGAUCAAGUACGGCUACACCCACUUCACUUCGCCACCCGAGGAGGCGGCGCCCAUCCUGCAGGAGACGCUCCGGGAAGCAGAGUCCUAUCAGUACUGCGCUGACACGGACAACAGCUACGGGGAGGAUCCCUCCUGCAUUGACUACGACCUGUCCUCUGAUCCCAUUGGGUACUGGGAGGGUCAGAUCUCCCUCUUUGCGCAAGUGCAGAAGAAGCUGCUGGACCGAACAGUGCCGCUGAAACAGUCUUACGAGCUCUACGGCUAUGGUGUGGAUCUGGUGCUUUCGAGCUACGUGCCGGAGAUCGGGUUCCGAGCCAUCCAGUACCUCGGGGGCAUGAACAACUCCUACCUUCACAGGUACGAGGACCAGCAGGGCCGGCCCAGCUCUGUCAUGGCGGGCGCCUUGCAGCGUCGCGCCCUUGAGGUGGCGCUCAGAAUUUUGCGCCCUGCAAACGAGCAGCUGCUGCCGCCAGAGGAGAACCUACCUUUCCUCGUAGAGAGCCAUAGCUCCGAUGGCUCCAUCGUCAGCUUGGACGUGAACGACCUGAUGCGUCGGACCCGGCAGCUCAUUCUGGAGGAGCUGCUGGGCUAUGACAGAUUACAAAAGGUGCACCGCCAGGAGCGGAUGUCCACCGAUUCCGAUGCCUUCACCGUGGCUGAGCUCCUGUCAAGCACGGUGUACAACGUCUUUGGCGCGGGCCUCGACAACGUGACCUCCGAGGACGAGCGAGAUCUGCAGCGGCAGUUUAUGGAUGUCUUCACCUCCUCGCUGCCUGCAGUUCGCUCCGCGGAGUCCGACAUCAUGAUGCAGUUGCAGUACACCCGGCGCUUCCUGCAGCAGAUGCUGGAGGUGGCGGAGCAGCGGCUCGGUACGGAUCCCGGCUGGAGGUCCUGUGCCGGCUUCAACGAGACGUGCGCCUGCGAGGGCUUGCUGCGGCUGGGCAUGGACGACGUGAAGUCCACUGAGCAGUGGGGCGCGCGGCGCUGCACGCCCCAGCUCUUUGGACUGGAGGC
This is a messenger RNA of Effrenium voratum, 2778 nucleotides long. The record is from the annotation of a GenBank genome assembly. NCBI's taxonomy places the organism in Eukaryota, Dinophyceae, Suessiales, Symbiodiniaceae.